GCAUGAAGGAGGGGGAAAUAAAAAAAAAAUUGCACCUAAAUAUACAUUUUUCCUCUCCUAAACAGGGCGGGACCGCAGCGUGUCGUCACGAGGAGUGUGCAUACUGACACUUCCGCAGCUGCGGCUCUGAUACGGCACAGAGAGGGUGAGGGUGGCAGUGCCCCUGGAUACCAGGCAUCCCAGGAACCGCGGUCAAGGACUUCCACCACUUGUCCAUAUACCCCUUCAGAAGAAAAAGUUUGAGAAGCCCUGAUUUAGAGGACCAGCAUACUCCAUCUUCUGUUCAUUUUAGAGUUUACAGUCCUUCAUAUUCAAUGGCAGGGGAACCAGUGAACAGGAAGCUGAAAUGAAUUCAGAAGUAAUACUUGAAGAAACGCUCAUUAAAAGAUCACAGCAGAAGAAGAGGACAUCUCCCUUAAACUACAAGGAAAGAAUUUUUGUACUAACAAAGUCGAAACUUACCUAUUAUGAAGGACGCGCUGAGAAAAGAAACAAAAAAGGAUCAGUCGACAUUACAAAAAUAAAGUGUGUAGAAGUUGUAAAGAGUGAUAUAGACCAAGUUCCUUGUCAAAAUAAAUAUGCAUUUCAGGUUGUCUAUGAUACAAACACUUUGUAUGUCUUUGCACCUACUACUUACAGUCGGGCCCAAUGGGUGAAGAACCUGAAAAAAGCAAUUAAGAACAACAACCAGACUUUGUCCAAGUACCAUCCUCAGUUUUGGGCAGAUGGUGUGUAUCAGUGCUGCAGGCAAACAGAAAAAUUGGCUCCGGGAUGUGAGGAAUAUAAUCUUUUUGAUGAGUACCCAAGGAAACCUCCACCUCCUAUUCCAGAUGAGAUAGGUCCUCCACUUCCACAACCUCCAGAAGAGGAUCGAGUGGUUGGUUAUGGAAGCAAAGAGGAAAUAGUGAUUGCGCUGUUUGAAUUCCAUCCAAUGGAGACACACGAUCUUCGUUUGGUUGCAAUGGAAGAAUAUGUGAUUUUGGAAAAAAAGGAUGUGCACUGGUGGAAAGCAAGAGAUAAGUAUGGGAAAGAAGGUUAUAUUCCUAGCAACUAUGUGACAGAAAAGAAACAAGACAACUUAGACCAGUACCCAUGGUACAACAAAAAUAUAAACAGAAGUAAAGCAGAACAACUUCUUAAAAUUGAAAAUAAAGAAGGUGGGUUCAUUGUUAGGAAUUCCAGUCAAGCUGGCUUGUAUACUGUAUCACUCUAUACAAAAAAUGCAGGGGACGGUUCCUCAUCAAUCCGCCAUUAUCACAUUAAGGAGACGGGGACGUUCCCCAAGCAAUAUUACCUGGCAGAGAAGCACGUCUUCAACUCUAUUCCUGAAAUGAUUGACUAUCACAAGCACAAUGCAGCAGGUCUAGUUACCAGAUUACGUCACCAGGUAUUCCAAAAAGAUAAGGUGGCACCCACAACAGCGGGAUUUAGCUACGAUAAGUGGGAAAUAAACCCUUCUGACCUUACCUUCAUGAAGGAGCUUGGAAGUGGUCUGUUUGGUGUGGUUCGUCUUGGGAAGUGGCGAGCACAGUACAAAGUGGCCAUCAAAGCCAUUCGAGAGGGUGCCAUGUCUGAAGAGGAUUUCAUAGAGGAAGCUAAAGUUAUGAUGAAACUAGCUCACCCUAAGCUGGUCCAGCUGUAUGGCGUUUGCACAGAAACGAGACCAAUUUAUAUAGUGACAGAGUUUAUGGAACAUGGCUGCCUGUUAAAUUACCUCCGUCAAAGACAUGGACAAUUUAAUCCUGACAUUCUACUCAGCAUGUGCCAGGAUGUCUGCGAGGCCAUGAACUACCUGGAAGAAAACAGUUUCUUACACCGUGACCUGGCUGCCAGAAAUUGUUUAGUCAAUGACCUUGCAGUAGUAAAGGUAUCUGACUUUGGAAUGACAAGGUAUGUCCUCGAUGAUCAAUACACAAGUUCUUGUGGAGCCAAGUUUCCAGUAAAAUGGUCGCCCCCGGAGGUGUUCAACUACAGCAGAUUCAGCAGUAAAUCGGAUGUCUGGUCUUUCGGUGUGUUAAUGUGGGAAGUAUUCACAGAGGGUAAGAUGCCCUUUGAGAGUUAUUCGAACGUGGAGGUGGUAGAAAUGGUAUCAAGAGGAGAAAGACUCUAUAGACCACGACUGGCAACAAACAAAAUAUACACUAUUAUGAUGGCAUGCUGGAAUGAGAAACCAGAAGCACGUCCCAGAUUUUAUGACCUGUUGAUUCAUAUAGGACAAAUCCUUGAAGGAGAUGUGUGAUGAACAUUACAGUACUGGACACUGUCAUUGGAGAUGUUAGGAAGUGAUCUGAACUGUUGGACACGUCUGCCAUCCCUACAUGACUUAUUUUCCUGUGUUUGCACACUACGUGUUUUAAAGAUUACAGAUUAUCCCACCUCAUGUUCAGUACCCAUGAUAUUGUGAAAACCAUGGAUUUAGAUUUUGGAUAUAUGUUCAUGCUUCUGGACUUCCUGGAAAAGUUAUCAGUGAGCAGGAUUGAAUGGAUUAAAUCUGCACUAUAACAGCAACCACAUCUUGCAACAAAUAACAAGUAGUAUAUAGUGAAAAUACACUAUAGAGCCUAGAGAAUAGUAUGUGGACACAGUGGCAUAGUGUUGGCAGAACCCGGGAACCCUGGUCAGACAGAAGUCAGCCGAACCUGGGUUCAGCCAACUGCCUAAUGCAUAUGGCGACCUCCUGAUUCUCCAUUGACAGUCUUUGUCUGUGAAGAGAAGGGUUGGACAUGUUAAAUUACAACUGCCGAACCCUUUUGUUAUGGGAGAGAUAAGCCAUCACCACACAUAAAUAUUCUACAAAUAGAGAUAAACAGGUAUCCGCACUCACCGCGAAGAAACAGCAGACCGACUCUCCUGGACUCUAGGAUAUACCUGGCAUCAAGCUGGUAGCAGGGCGCUCAGAGUGGAGGCGACUUCCGGCAAAGUUUCGUGCAAGAUGUGCUUCUUCCGGC
Messenger RNA from Hyla sarda, 2948 nucleotides. It is a transcript of the gene TEC, whose product is annotated as tec protein tyrosine kinase. Gene Ontology annotation, molecular function: ATP binding; non-membrane spanning protein tyrosine kinase activity; protein binding. Gene Ontology annotation, biological process: intracellular signal transduction; B cell receptor signaling pathway; T cell receptor signaling pathway. The transcript has 19 exons. Lineage: Eukaryota; Metazoa; Chordata; Amphibia; Anura; Hylidae. The coding region runs from base 347 to 2239 and encodes 630 amino acids. The record is from RefSeq and is a predicted model, not a curated record.